This is a messenger RNA of Lactuca virosa, 747 nucleotides long. The record is from the annotation of a GenBank genome assembly. Lineage: Eukaryota; Viridiplantae; Streptophyta; Magnoliopsida; Asterales; Asteraceae.
AUGGAAGAAUCUGUUAAUUUCGUCAAAGGAUACGGCAAAGUUAACCCCUCCGACGACGAAACAACUGCCGUUCCAUGCCAAUCUCCCUCACCGAAACGCCGUAAAACCGUCGCUGCCGUCAUUACUCUAGGCCUCUUCGCAAUCAUUGUCGGAUCAAUAGUUGGAGCUGCGGAGGUUCAUCAUCGGCGCACCAAAUCACCGGAGCCCCAAUCUUCUUCAGUCAAGGCGGUAGCUUCCAUCAAAGCCGUGUGCGCGGUAACGCAACAUCCGGAGUCAUGUUUCACCGACGUCUCCACCAUCGAUUCCGGUAACUUUUUCGAUCCGGAGGUGAUUUUCAACCUCACGCUCCGGCUAGCGAUCAACGAGCUCACGAACAUCUCGUCGUUGCCUAAAACCCUAAUUUCGAAGUCGCACGAUCUACGAACCGGUUCUGCGUUGCGAGACUGUGCGACUCUGUUCGAUGACGCGUUGAGUCAACUCAGUCGGUCGGUGGAGGCUAUGCAUGUGGGGCCUGUCGGCGGGGAGAAGUUGUUGACGGAGGAGAAAGUGGCGGAUAUGAAGACGUGGAUUAGCGCUGCGAUGACGGAUCAGGAGACGUGUGUGGAUGGAUUGGAGGAGAUGGGAUCGACGGCGGUGGAUGAAGUGAAGUCGAGGAUGCAGAGAUCGAACGAGUACAUGAGCAACAGCUUAGCAAUACUAGCUAAUAUUGAAACCAUACUUGACCAGUUUGGGCUUCGUCUGCAUUGA